CGCGGCCUCCAUUUGCAGGUGGAGGUUUGGGCCUCUCCGGGCCUUUCCUCUCUGCUGAAUUCGCCACCGAGAAAGAAUCUAACUGCUCCGCUUCCGCCCCAGCAGCAGCCGGUGCAUUUCAAGCGGGGGUUGGCUCCCCUUCUUAUUCUGCGCUGCCCCUUUGGCCCGGGGGAUGCAGCACAGGCCUUGGCUUCCGUUACCAAGCGGCGGAGUAAACAGAAAACGCGAUGCCCGCUGCUUCUCCAGGCAGGGCUGCGCCCUGUUGCUUGCAGCCUGGCCGGCGUUAGGACUUGGGAGUUCAGAGCACCCACGAGAAGCCGUGGGGAGAUAGAGGCACAAGGCAGGGUCAGGGCAGCAGGGGCCUGCCUCUACGAAGGAAGGAAAAACAGGCAAGGUGAGGAAAGAGAUCCUGGAGGAGAGAGAAAAGCAGGAAAUCAGCUUGACUAGGCAUCAUUGGUCAUCGACUGCGGCGGGGGCGGAGAUGAUUUGUGAAGAGCAGGAAUAUUUCCCACUAUGACCCCACACGGGACAAUAUUUCAAAUGUCGCAAACUCCGCGCAACUGAGCCCAGCAGACUGAGAGGAAGCCUAACUUUAGUGCAGGGAAAUCUACAAAAAUACCGCAGCCUUUCGCUCCUGGCGCUUUUGAAGGUUGGACAACGCUGGGACUUGAAAUCGCUUGAAAGUGUGUUGGCUGGAAAAGUGAGAGUUAAUUAAAAACAAACCUUUCCACCGAGGUUGUGUUCAGAAAAUUCUUUGGCAGCACACCAUGCGAGGGUUUCAAAAACUCAAAUAACGAAGAUUGUCACACACUAAUAAGCGCAUCCAUUUUGCAUUCGUCAGAAUAUGUCCAAGCAGAAAUCCUUGGCAUUUGAAUUUGUUCUAAAUGACGAAAAAGCAGAGGUUAUUAAUAAAAGAAGCCAGCUUGUUUUUAUAUUUUAAAAAAUGCGAUGGUAUGCAAUCGCUUCCCCCCACCUCAGUUGAAAUAAAGACAACGUGAAAAUUUAGUACAGUACUGGAAAAAGCCAUGUAAUUUGAAACAGAAGGGCCUUUAUUGGGAAAUAUUCUGUAAAAGAAAAUUAAAAAUCAUGUAUGGAAAAAUCUCUCAUAAAUCGGGUUGAAUAAAAUAAUACCUAAGAAACAAAACUUACUAACCAGCAGCAUUUAAGUAACCUGGUUCCGUUUUGCGUAUCUUUAAUAAUAAUCCUCCCAGUUUCCGUGUCAUAAUUAUUACCACUCAACAAGGAAAAGUGUAAUGAAUUUUAUACGUAGAGAACAAGUUUUACAGCUCCAGAUUUUCCAUAUAACGCACAGAUAUAAAACAAAGAAAAAAGAACCCCCCCCAAAAAGCAACAACAAAAAAGAAAAUAACAGAAACUCAUAAAAGAGGUGUAAUGGAUUCAUUGAAAAUAAAGCAACUGCAAAGCACAUCUUUAAAUGUAUUUAAUUGUAUGCAUUAUUCAGCUGCCCCAACUGAGUGGUUUAAUAAUUUAGAAUCAAUAGUUUUCCUAAAUCUUUAUAAAAUAUUUACAAAUAAUAAAAUAUUAAUCGAUUAACAAGCCAGUUGUAUUCUUUGUAGGAGCUAUACUAACGUUCUGCAAUCAUGCUGUUGACACAAGUCUCUGAUGUUAAGGAAAGGAUCACUGACAAAAUGUAAACGAAGAUAUUCAGACAGUGGUGUUUAUAAAAUAGCUCAUUAAUGAGCUUGGAUUGACUCUGUCCAUCCACAUCAUCAGAUACAAUAAUAGUGACGAAUCAGACAGGGAAGAUCCUGGCUAACCCACUGGUAUUUUUUCCAGAAGUACUGAAGUCCUAAGUCACCAAAUCUAACUUUCUGGCCACUGAUCCGAAGGAAUUCGUAGUUCAACAUCAAAGGUCCUUGCUCAUUUUACUGUGAUCUGCCAGUGGGAACUUUGUCGCCAAGUCAAAGUAGCAUGGAGCGGAGAAGUGAGAGUCCCUGUCUAAGGGAUAGUCCAGACAGAGGGAGCGGCAGUCCUGAUGUCAAAGGUCCUCCCCCAGUGAAGGUGGCCAGACUCGAGCAGAAUGGCAGUCCUAUGGGAACCCGAGGGAGGCCCAAUGGCUCUGUGACCAAAUCAGUGGGAGGUUUGAUGAUUCCUGUCUUUUGUGUGGUGGAGCAGUUGGACACCUCCCUCGAAUACGAUAAUCGAGAGGAGCAUGCAGAGUUCGUUCUGGUUCGCAAAGAUGUGCUCUUUAGCCAGCUGGUGGAGACGGCGCUCCUGGCUCUAGGGUAUUCCCACAGUUCUGCAGCUCAGGCACAAGGAAUAAUCAAACUUGGGAGGUGGAACCCUCUCCCCCUCAGUUACGUGACUGAUGCACCAGAUGCGACAGUAGCCGACAUGCUACAAGAUGUCUAUCAUGUUGUGACAUUGAAAAUCCAAUUACAAAGUUGUUCAAAAUUGGAAGACUUGCCAGCAGAGCAGUGGAACCAUGCCACAGUCCGCAAUGCCUUAAAAGAGCUGCUUAAAGAGAUGAAUCAGAGCACAUUAGCCAAAGAAUGCCCUCUCUCACAGAGUAUGAUUUCAUCCAUUGUAAAUAGCACAUACUAUGCCAAUGUGUCAGCAACCAAAUGCCAGGAGUUUGGGAGAUGGUAUAAAAAGUACAAGAAGAUUAAAGUGGAAAGAGUCGAAAGAGAAAAUCUAUCAGACUAUUGUGUUCUGGGUCAGCGUCCCAUGCACUUACCAAAUAUCAAUCAACUGGCAACCUUGGGAAAAACUAAUGAACAGUCUCCUCAUGGCCAAAUUCACCACAGUACUCCAAUCCGAAACCAAGUGCCAACAUUGCAGCCAAUCAUGAGUCCUGGUCUCCUGUCUCCUCAGCUCAGUCCACAGUUGGUAAGGCAGCAGAUAGCAAUGGCCCACCUGAUAAACCAACAGAUUGCUGUAAGUCGGCUAUUGGCUCACCAACACCCACAAGCUAUCAACCAGCAGUUCUUGAAUCAUCCACCCAUCCCUAGAGCCGUUAAACCAGAGCCAACGAAUUCAUCCGUGGAAGUCUCUCCAGAUAUUUACCAGCAAGUGAGGGAUGAGCUGAAGAGAGCCAGUGUGUCCCAAGCUGUCUUUGCAAGAGUGGCAUUCAAUCGCACCCAGGGAUUGCUGUCAGAGAUCUUGCGUAAAGAAGAAGACCCUAGGACAGCUUCCCAAUCCCUCCUGGUAAACUUGAGAGCAAUGCAGAAUUUUCUCAACCUGCCUGACACAGAGCGGGAUCGUAUAUAUCAGGACGAGAGAGAGAGGAGUAUGAACCCCAAUGUGAGCAUGGUGUCUUCAGCAGCCAGCAGUCCGAGUUCUUCCAGAACCCCCCAGGCCAAAACCUCGACACCGACAACAGACCUCCCCAUUAAGGUGGACGGCGCCAACGUCAACAUCACAGCUGCCAUUUAUGACGAGAUCCAACAGGAGAUGAAAAGGGCCAAAGUGUCUCAGGCCCUGUUUGCCAAAGUGGCUGCCAAUAAAAGUCAGGGCUGGCUGUGUGAGCUGCUCCGCUGGAAAGAGAACCCAAGCCCGGAAAACCGCACCCUCUGGGAGAACCUCUGCACCAUCCGCCGCUUCCUGAACCUUCCUCAGCACGAGAGAGAUGUGAUCUACGAGGAAGAGUCCAGGCAUCACCACAGUGAGCGCAUGCAGCAUGUUGUCCAGCUCACUCCUGAGCCUGUGCAGGUCCUGCAUAGACAGCAGUCGCAGCCUGCGAAGGAAAACACUCCUCCAAGAGAAGAAGCCCCGCCUCCAUCUGCUGAGGACAGUUGUGCCAAAAAGCCAAGAUCCCGUACCAAGAUAUCCUUGGAAGCUUUAGGCAUCCUUCAAAGCUUUAUCCACGAUGUAGGCUUGUAUCCUGACCAAGAGGCCAUUCACACGCUGUCUGCUCAACUCGAUCUGCCCAAGCACACAAUCAUAAAAUUCUUCCAGAAUCAACGUUACCACGUAAAGCACCAUGGGAAGCUAAAAGAGCAUUUGGGAACAGUGGUCGAUGUGGCAGAGUACAAAGAUGAGGAGCUGCUGACUGAAUCGGAGGAGAACGACAGUGAAGAAGGCUCUGAGGAAAUGUACAAAGUGGAAGCCGAAGAGGAGAAUCCUGACAAAAGCAAGUCAACACCUUCAGAAAUUGACCAGAGAUAA
Pelodiscus sinensis (Chinese soft-shelled turtle) is the source of this 4128-nucleotide messenger RNA. Lineage: Eukaryota; Metazoa; Chordata; Testudines; Trionychidae. The record is from RefSeq and is a predicted model, not a curated record.